Branchiostoma belcheri (Belcher's lancelet) is the source of this 934-nucleotide messenger RNA. RefSeq lists its product as uncharacterized. NCBI's taxonomy places the organism in Eukaryota, Metazoa, Chordata, Leptocardii, Amphioxiformes, Branchiostomatidae. The transcript has 4 exons. The coding region runs from base 207 to 863 and encodes 218 amino acids. The record is from RefSeq and is a predicted model, not a curated record.
GGUGACUGCACUUCCGGGUUGCAGAUACAUAUUGCACAGGAGAACGCAAUACUAGUAUUGUGACGAGCGCAUUGCAUGAGACAACGUAAUGUAGAGACGUGUAUAUAUAGAGGAUAGCCGUUUUGCAUUGCUCUGAGAUAAAGGAACAGUGAAGGAGUACGUAUACGAAACAGAGAGAGAGGGCGUCUCAGUUAUUACGUCUCAGUAUGGCUCAGGUUGUUGAGAAAAUUCCGUGGAAGACUGAGUCGUAUGUAGCUCAGGUAAAACAACAUUGGCCUCAGACAGGGAAGCACAUCCUGGCUCAGUAUGACGACAGCAGUGUUGUGGUGUACCAGGCGUUCAGACCAGAGAUAGCAGAGUACGCAGUCGAGAACCAAAGGUUCGGCGGUCCCCAUUACCUGUGGGGUCGCAUGUCGUGGAUCAAGCCGAACUUCCUGUGGAUGAUGUACCGCUGCGGAUGGGCCAGUAAGAAGGGACAGGAGAGGGUGCUGGCUGUACGGAUCACGCGGGAAGGUUUUGACGAGAUCUUGGCAAACGCCUACUCACCGAAGACCCAGGAAGAGGCUGGGCUGCCCAAGGACCAAUUAAAAGUGCGGUUACAAUGGGACCCUGAUCAUGACCCUUCUGGAAAAUCCCUACCCAGAAGAGCUAUCCAACUGGGGCUGAAGGGGGAGAUACUCAGCCACUUUGCCCAGGACUGGAUCGUAAGCAUCACGGAUGUAACAGACUUUGUACAUGAGCAGCAGAACGUCCUCCAGACCAGCGGUACUGAGCAGCUGCAAGUUGCUGCAGAGAGAGUCUACCAAGUAACCGACCCGAAAACUAAAGCCCUGAUUGGUGUAGAAGACUGGCAGGCAUCUUAGGUCAAGCAUACUUGGUUGAAGUAUACUUGUAAGUUAUUAUGCACUUGAGCAUUAGACUAGCCUAGUAUCUA